Molecule: messenger RNA, 1469 nt
Organism: Heteronotia binoei (common prickly gecko)
Lineage: Eukaryota; Metazoa; Chordata; Lepidosauria; Squamata; Gekkonidae
Product: cytochrome P450 2J4-like
Exons: 9
Coding region: 1-1449 (482 amino acids)
Biological process (GO): arachidonate metabolic process; xenobiotic metabolic process
Cellular component (GO): intracellular membrane-bounded organelle; cytoplasm
Molecular function (GO): oxidoreductase activity, acting on paired donors, with incorporation or reduction of molecular oxygen, reduced flavin or flavoprotein as one donor, and incorporation of one atom of oxygen; iron ion binding; heme binding
Source: RefSeq, a predicted model, not a curated record
AUGUUGAUUUCGAUCACCAUUUUCCUUCUGAUCCUGCGCGUUUGGAAAUGGUUCUUGCAAAGGAAGUCUUACCCCCCUGGCCCUCUUCGGCUACCUAUCGUUGGAGGCAUGUGGCGACUUGGGUUCAAGCUUUCUAAAGAUACUUUCAUUAAGUUGGCAAAGCAAUAUGGAAAAAUCUACACUAUAUGGAUUGGUCCUGUACCGGCGGUCAUCUUUUCUGGAUUCGAAGCCGUGAAAGAAGGACUGGUGACCUAUUCCGAAUACUUUGUCGACAGACCGAUGACUCCUCUUCUGAAAAUCAUAACGAGAGAAAAGGGUAUUGUCUUCUCCAAUGGUCACACCUGGAAGCAGCAGAAGAAGUUUGGGCAGGUCACCAUGCGGAAGCUGGGCCUGGGAAAGAAAGAGCAACAAAUCGCAGAAGAAGCCGAUCAGCUGGUUGAGAUGGUUGCACGCUCGAAUGGGGAGCCGCUGGACCCUUCGUUGCUCAUCAGAAAUUCCAUCUCCAACGUGAUGUGCGCUGUGGUUUUCGGGCACCGGUUCUCUGUGGACGAUGAAGAAUUCGUCAAGUUGGUCAACGCUGUUAUGUACAGCUUGAGUUUUGCUGCUAGCUUCUUUCAUGGGCUUUACGAAAUUCUCCCCAGCCUAAUGAAACAUCUUCCGGGACCUCACCAGACGGCGUUGGCUUGCACAGAGACGGUGCUUUCCUUUGCCCGGAAGGAGAUAGAGCUCCACAAGGAGCAGGGGACGAUACACGAGCCGCAGGAUUUCAUCGAUUACUACCUGUUUCAGAUGGAAAAGAGCAAACUUGAUCCUGACACGACGUACAACGAUGAGAACCUGGCUCAGUGCAUUUUCGACCUCUUCAUCGCUGGAUCAGAGACGACUGCCACUUCUCUGCAAUGGGCGCUAGUCCUCAUGGCAAACUACCCAGACAUCCAAGAGAAAGUCUACAAGGAGAUAGACGAGGCUUUCGGUUCGGCUCACUCCAUCAGCUACCAAGAGCGGAAGAAGCUGCCCUACACCAACGCCGUGAUUCACGAAACCCAGCGUGCUGAAUUUAUGCUGCUGUUUGGAGUCCCUCGGCAGUGCGUGAAGGACGUGCACGUUCUUGGCUUUUUCAUCCCAAAGGGGGCCAUUGUUGUUCCAGACCUACGCUCCGUUCUUCUGGAUCCUGAGCGCUGGGAGACACCUGAGGAUUUCAACCCCAACCAUUUCUUGGACAAAGAUGGCAAUUUUGUGGCCAGAGAGGAGUUUCUGCCUUUUGGUGCAGGUGCCCGAGCAUGUGUUGGAGAACAGCUGGCACGGAUCGAGCUUUUUGUCUUCUUCACCAGCCUGAUACGAGCGUUCACCUUCAAGCUGCCGGAAGGAGUGAAGGAAAUUGACCGGAGGCCGAUCAUAGGGCUGACCACUCUUCCUCGUCCAUUUAAGAUCUGUGCCGUUCCACGCUAGAGCACAUCGUAGGCUACUAA